AUGUCGACCCCACAACCAGACUGCCAAACGCCGGAAAACCGAAGCAGUAGCAACCAGGACAGCACCAAAGGCGCACUUCUCAUCACUCCCGUAGUACUUGCACAACUAGAAGACCUGGAGUGCCCAAUAUGUCAUGAGCUCUACACGGAACCGCGAUCCACUGACCAUGGUUCCGAGCCACAUCAGGAAUGGGCUGUCAAAGUCGACAUGAUCGCAGAGUGGUUUGGUACAAAGCGAUGUUGUGGACACGUUAUUGGACGCAAAUGUCUCGCGAAACACCUCAAAGGGCCAGGGCCGUGGAGGAACAAGUGUCCGUUGUGUCGAGAUGUGUGGUUUCAUGAUGUCGCUCCGAGAAAUGCGCAACCACAGGUUGAGGCUCCUGAGCCGCCGAGCACAACGCGCGCGCUGCGACGAAGCCAAAGGAUCGCAGAGCGAAGAUCCAUGAGUCAAAGAUCUUCGGGGAGUAUACAUGGCGUAGCUCGGACACAAUCUCGUCAGCGCCCUCAAAGACGUCCUAUCCGCUUCACUCAACGGUUAAUGGCUGCGCUGGAGGUCGAAGAUGGAACGGAGGAGGUGAAGGGAACCAUGGAAGAAGUCGAAAGGAGGCUCAACAGAUUGUAUGAAGAUGCAACUGGGUGA
Messenger RNA from Parastagonospora nodorum SN15, 639 nucleotides. RefSeq lists its product as hypothetical. The transcript has a single exon. Lineage: Eukaryota; Fungi; Ascomycota; Dothideomycetes; Pleosporales; Phaeosphaeriaceae. The record is from RefSeq and is a predicted model, not a curated record. The coding region runs from base 1 to 639 and encodes 212 amino acids.